Messenger RNA from Heterostelium album PN500, 348 nucleotides. RefSeq lists its product as uncharacterized. Lineage: Eukaryota; Evosea; Eumycetozoa; Acytosteliales; Acytosteliaceae. Bases 1 to 348 code for a protein of 115 amino acids. The record is from RefSeq and is a predicted model, not a curated record. The transcript is spliced from 2 exons.
AUGUCAUCAAAUAUUAAAUCAAACAUUGAAGCAAUCAUCAAUGGUAUCGAAUCAAAUAAGAUUUUGGAUAUCUUUGAGAAAUAUUAUGCAGAGGAUGUUGUGAUGUAUGAGAAAGGUGAUAGUUCAAACAGAGUUGGAAAAGAUCAAAACAGAAAAGCUGAAGAAGCAUUUGUCAAUAAUGCAACCAUUCAUGAAGUAAAAUUAAUUAAAUUAUUGGUUGAUGGAAACAAUACAGCCUAUGAAAUGUAUAUGGAUUUCACUUAUGGAGGUCACAAUGUCAAGAAGACUCAGUGGGCAAUCCAACAAUGGAACAACAAUGGUUUGGUUGUAAAAGAAGAAUUCUUUUAA